UAUAUGUACAUAUAAUUGUGCAUGUGUGCAUACAUACAUAUGUAGAUACCGAAUCGUAUGUCUGUGGUGUUGUUUGCAGUACACCGCGUGCGGGUAUUGCAAAUCUUUGUAAUUAUUUUGUAUGAUCGUCAAAUGGACGACGACUAGCCCCCCACCGUCAAUAUUGUGGACACUGCCCAUCUAAGCUGCCUUAGUAAUGAACUUUAGCGUGCCUUAGUGUUGCGUGUGUGAAGAAAUCAACUAAACGUAUGUAUGUAAGAACGUGAAUACAGACAUGAACUUUUUGCUAUAGAGUGAUAGCAACUCACUUUUAUUUAUGUCUCGAAAAGUGAAUAUGAAAAAAUGUGUAAAGAAAUGUGCUCCGGUGUUAUUUUAAUCCGUGCAUAUCUUCAAAUAAACGUAACAAAACCUAACCGGUUGCAAUUGUCCAAUAUUAAAAGUCCGAAUUCAGUGUAAAACAAAAACAUAAAAAUAAAUAAAUGUUCAACUUCACAACUGUGUUGGAGAAAAUUUGUGAAUAUGAAACUAUUUCAUUUGUGAAUAAGUUAUAAAUCGUCUGAUCUCAUUGUUCCAGCCACAAAAAAUGAACAGAAAAUACAGUGGAAUCAAAAUCGCUAUCAAAAAUAAAGGCUACAGUAAAUUAAAGCCAAAAGAACGGGCGCAAUUCAGCACAUACAUACAUACAUAUUUAUAAUUUAUACAACUAAGCUAAUUAAUUUUCAGUUCGAAUUUCUGCACAGCGCACAAAAUAAACAAAUUGUCUAAAUACAGCGCCGGUCAACUAAUUAGCAACGCAACAAAUUUUCGCUGUCAAUAUUAAAUUGUCUGUUUUCAGUUUCGAUGACACUGUGGAGCAGCAGCCUCAGAGUAUAACGAAAAUGAUGAUGCAAAAUUCAGUUACCAAACGUAAAACGUUGAUCUUUGCCAUUUUUGGCAUCGCUUUGGGACUUUGCAUUGGCACUGUUCUCAAGAAUUAUCGCGCACUUGAGAUCGUCAAGCGUUGCAGCAUGAAACCGAGUAAUCAGCAGUCACCAUUUGAAAUCAUCGGCAUGAAUCCAGAGGAGGAAACGAUAAAAACCUCUCAGCGAAAUCUUGUAUUUGUCGGCGUUAUGACGGCGAAAAAUUUCAUCGAAGGACGUGCCCGUGCUGUUUACGACACUUGGGGCAAAGAGGUGCCUGGUCGAAUAGCGUUCUUCAGUUCGGAAAAUUCUUACUCGAAAGAAAUGCCAGUGAUCGGGUUGAAAAAUGUAGACGAUCGAUAUCCGCCACAAAAGAAAUCAUUUAUGAUGCUCUAUUAUAUGUAUGAACAUUUCAUCGAUAAAUUUGAGUGGUUCAUACGCGCCGACGAUGAUGUAUACAUCGAACCAGAGAAAUUGGAACGCUUUCUACGUUCGAUCGACAGUUCGAAACCACAAUUUAUAGGUCAAGCUGGUAAGGGCAAUAGCGAAGAGUUUGGGCUGCUAUCGCUGGAGUUUGAUGAAAAUUUUUGUAUGGGAGGGCCUGGUGUAAUAUUGAGCAGUGAGACAUUGCGUAGAGUGGCACCACAUAUACCGACUUGCUUAAAAAAUCUGUAUAGCACACACGAAGAUGUUGAGGUGGGGCGUUGCGUGCAAAAAUUUGCUGGCAUACCAUGCACUUGGAAUUAUGAGAUGCAGUAUAUUUUAAGGCACAACUCAAGCGGUCCGUACGCAUUCACUGGUAAAUUGAAACGCAAAGAAAUUCACAACGCUAUAUCCCUUCAUCCGAUCAAGCAAGCUCCACUGAUGUAUCGUCUGCAUUCAUUCGUACAGGGUCUCAAAGCUGAAGAAAUGCGACAAGAGUCCCUCGAGCUACAUCGUGAUAUCAAACGCAUGGCCAGCUUUUUGGAGAUACCCAAUGACAGUAAAUAUUUAGUGCCAGGUAUCGAAUUGAUACCCGAAAAAACAAACAGCGAUCAACACUACGAAGAUCACAAUAUUUUAGGCAUUACACCGGAUCUGAAAAAGUUCACGCCUUCAUCAACUGCCGAUCUACUUGAAUGGUCGUUCAUUGCGCGAAGUCUCUAUUCCAGUGAAAAUGCAAAUCCAAAGCACAAAAUCGAUUCAGCGUUGCGCGAAGGUCUCGAAGAUGUCAUCACAGAAGUAAUGGAGAAUAUAAACAAUUAUUCCCGACAAAGGGGACGUGUUAUCGAAUUCCGGGAACUCCUCUACGGCUACAAUAGGUUGAAUCCCUUGCAUGGACAGGAUUUAAUACUAGACUUAUUGUUGAUUUAUAAACGAUAUCGCGGCAAAAAGAUGACUGUACCGGUGCGUCGCCAUUUGUAUGUGCAGCGGGCUUUUACGGGUACUUUUGUAAAGGAAUUCAGCGAGGACUUUUACAAUGUCACCCUACAGAAAAACUAUCUGAAUGACAUGCUGAAGUCUGGUAUGGAACGAAUUUCAAAGCACUUUACCCUACCUGGUUUGCCGAUCGCUCCCGAAACUUCGAAAAUCGUAUUUGUGCUGCCCAUCGCCGGACGUUAUGCCACAUUCAAGCGCUUUUUAGACUCCUACGAGCGUGUAGCAAUAGAGCAGGACACCAAUUGCGAUUUACUGGUAGUUAUUUUUGGCAACAACACCAGCGUGCAAGGUCACUUGCAACUCUUGCUUAAUCUGCGCCAGCGUCACGUUUACGAACACAUAAACUAUAUACAAAGGAAUGAAGAAUUUUCUCGGGGCGUGGCCUUGGAUGUGGCCGCGCGUUCAUCUUACAUACAAGACAACGACAUAAUGCUCUUCAUCGAUGUGGAUAUGGUAUUUCAAUUGGAAACAUUGCAGCGAAUACGGCUUAACACUGUGCAAGGGCGGCAAGUAUAUUUACCAAUCGUGUUCAGUCAAUACGAUCCCAAAAGACGUUGGAGUGGUGAAAACGUGGAGAAUGCAUUUACACCUGCUGAACAAAUUUCUAAUGCAUCUGGGUACUUUCGGCAAUUUGGUUACGGCAUUUGCGCUAUCUAUAAAUCGGACAUACUUGACAAGGACAUAAAUGGCUUGGAUAAAGAUAUUACCGGAUGGGGAUUGGAGGAUGUAAAAUUCUUAGAUAAAAUCGUUAAGGUUGGUAACCGGCGAAAUGAUUUCCUUGUCAACACUGCCGAGGUACCAACUCAGUACAAUGAAGCAGCGCAAAAAAUGCGGCGACUUAGUAUAUUCCGAGCUCCAGACCCCUCAUUAGUACAUAUAUUCCACGAUAUCAGUUGCGAUGUCAAACUUGAUGCUCCACAAUACAAUAUGUGCCUAGGAACGAAGGCAAACUCACUGGGCAGCACCCAAUUUAUGGAGCAAUUAUUUUACAGCAAUAAAGAAAAUAUAAACUUCAUUUUAGAAAUGAAUCGCAGGAAAGAGCAAAGAUGAAAUGCUACAUGUGUACAUUUAUAUAUUCCACUGCAGAUUACAUAUUCGGAACAACAACGUUCAAAACAUUCAACAAUUUAUAGGUUAGGUUAGGUUUUUGUGGCAGUCGGCUUAGAAUAGCCAACUCACUUAGACGAUGUAGGUCCGUUGUGUGUAACAAGGGAACCUUACUGCUUACUUUCAUGGAACCAGUUAGACUCUCUUAUGAAGCGUAGGAUAGAUUUUAUCCCUACACCGGAUAGUUUAAUUUAGCAUUUAAAAAGCAGUAAUGCCAACGUAAUAAAACAAUUUCAACAACUUUGGCAGUUUUUGCUUUUAACAUAGAUCUUUCCUACACAAUUUUAAUGCUUUGCCGAAAAAAUCUUUAUUUAUGUCCUCAUUUUAUUUAUCACAAAGAUUUAUCAUAUAAAAGUAACAAAUUGUUUGAAUGUUUACGAUUUAUGUAUGUACGCGAGUUGUUUGGCAAUGCAGCCGAAGUGUGAAAUCAUAGCCGAAUAUACUCGUAAAUAAAUCCGACUCGUUCCUGUAACAUUAACUAGAUCGCGUAGGGAACGGUGUGUAUUUGUUGUAGUUUUUAAGGUAUACUAUGCUUUAGAUAUUAUAUCAAUUUUGUAAAAAUCUGUGUAUGUAUGUACAUAUUUUAGUAUUUCUGACGCUCAUAAAGUAUCAAAUGGCAGAGCUUUAAUUAAAUAUAAAAUAGGAAAAUUCAA
Messenger RNA from Anastrepha obliqua, 4078 nucleotides. It is a transcript of the gene Chsy, whose product is annotated as chondroitin sulfate synthase 1. NCBI's taxonomy places the organism in Eukaryota, Metazoa, Arthropoda, Insecta, Diptera, Tephritidae. Gene Ontology annotation, molecular function: glucuronosyl-N-acetylgalactosaminyl-proteoglycan 4-beta-N-acetylgalactosaminyltransferase activity. The coding region runs from base 879 to 3368 and encodes 829 amino acids. The record is from RefSeq and is a predicted model, not a curated record. Gene Ontology annotation, cellular component: Golgi cisterna membrane. The transcript is spliced from 8 exons.